CGUGCUUGUAGGGUUAUGAAGCGAGCCCCCUCUCCCUGUCAAAAGCGUACCAGAGACACAUUUUCUAACUUCUCUUGGUGAGACUGAGAAAUUGAACAAUAGUACUUCCUGAAACUCACAUCAAGAAGAAAAAUGUCAGUGACACUGCAUACAGAUGUAGGUGAUAUUAAAAUUGAAGUAUUCUGUGAGAGGACACCCAAAACUUGUGAGAAUUUCUUGGCUCUUUGUGCCAGUAAUUACUACAAUGGCUGUAUAUUUCAUAGAAAUAUCAAGGGUUUCAUGGUUCAAACAGGAGAUCCGACAGGUACCGGAAGAGGAGGUAACAGUAUCUGGGGCAAGAAAUUUGAGGAUGAAUAUAGUGAAUAUCUUAAGCACAAUGUUAGGGGUGUUGUAUCAAUGGCUAAUAAUGGCCCAAACACCAAUGGAUCUCAGUUCUUCAUCACCUAUGGCAAACAGCCACAUUUGGACAUGAAAUACACGGUAUUUGGAAAGGUAAUAGAUGGUCUAGAAACUCUAGAUGAAUUGGAGAAGUUACCAGUAAAUGAGAAGACCUACUGGCCUCUUAAUGACGUACACAUUAAGGACAAAACUAUUCAUGCCAAUCCAUUUGCACAAUAGCUAUAAUAGACCUAGAAAAAUAUUUGGCAGACUAUUUAAGGAACACACCUAUUGUGGUUUACCCAGUUUUAAUUAUGUCAAAAGAUUACAUCAUCCUUCUGCUUGUUUAUAGCUAAGAUCUUAUUUAAGUUUAAUUUUCCAAAAAACUCUUCUAAUUUUUGGUUACA
Canis lupus familiaris (dog) is the source of this 785-nucleotide messenger RNA. RefSeq names its product peptidyl-prolyl cis-trans isomerase-like 3. Gene Ontology annotation, molecular function: peptidyl-prolyl cis-trans isomerase activity. The record is from RefSeq and is a predicted model, not a curated record. Gene Ontology annotation, cellular component: catalytic step 2 spliceosome. The transcript has a single exon. NCBI's taxonomy places the organism in Eukaryota, Metazoa, Chordata, Mammalia, Carnivora, Canidae. Bases 133 to 618 code for a protein of 161 amino acids. Gene Ontology annotation, biological process: protein folding; protein peptidyl-prolyl isomerization.